AGCACAUGUCUCUUCCGACACCCUAAAACCCUCGGAAAAUUUUAAUUUCCCGUAAAAUCUGCUAUCCAGUCCAAUCACUUUAGAAUGGACAAUUGAUUUUUUUUUUCAUUUAUUUUUCCAUUUUGAGGUUUUUUGUUGGGAGAAAAAUGAUGGUGACUUACGGCAAGGAUUUUGGAGGCCCCGGAGAUGCUCCCGAGAGUCCCAACUACGUCAGGCCCAUCGAGAACAAUCUCGAAAUCCUCAUUAGGAUCUUAGGAGUUGUCACUGCAAUCAUUGUGUGCGGAGUGGGAGCUGAUAUCGCUUAUCAUCGACACGUCAUGGGUUAUUACGUUACAGUGGCUUCAGCGCUGAUUUUCUUCCUUGAGAUUACCUGGGCCAUCACACUGUUCGUGCAGAUUUGUCUCAGAAAUGACGAGUCUCAUUGUUCACGCUGUUGGUUGUCAGUGCUAAUGGUAACCAGAGGCUGGAGAAGAGCUUUGUUUUACCUACCACUGUCCUGUAUUUUGGCCUGGAAACCGCACAACUUGUGGCUCUCCUUUGUCGCUGCUGGACUGUUGGCUGCUUUAUCUUUGCUCUAUGUCAUCUCCAGUGCAUUGAGCCAACGGGGAAGUUCAGUAACUCUCGGUGAUUCUAUGGGCGAGAGCCUUUUGAAUACCAGACCUGAGGCUUACGAUCGAUUUGAAGAAGUCUUGGUAACUGAAGUCCUCGACGACGGUGUUUCCGGUCCAACGAGUGACGGAGAGAUGUGACAAGAGCGUCAGCCCUCGUGGGCUAGUGAAACCGACGAGGACAGUGAGCCUGAGCAGCGCACAUGUCAGAUAGCAACUUUAUCCUAGUUGCAGAGGAACGAUGUCAUCGGGACAUCGGCAUUUAUCGAAUCCUGGCCACCCUCGACAUCCCUGGGAAGGGAUGACAAUAAUGAAGGAGCCUUACAACUUCAAGUGCAGAGUCUCUGCCUUGAGAAACAUUGACUCAGACGUAUUUGACAUCAAUUCUCAUUGUUUGGAUUGAGAAAAGACAAUUCUGUGGGAUCAGAGCCUUUUCUCGUCUAGCAAAGAACAUUGGGAAUAAAAAAAAAAUUGAGACAGCAGGAGAAGGAUUUUGGGACAGAAGUUGACGUGAAUUCUGGUGAAAUAGUAUUAAAAAUACG
This is a messenger RNA of Fopius arisanus, 1150 nucleotides long. RefSeq lists its product as uncharacterized. The record is from RefSeq and is a predicted model, not a curated record. Bases 147 to 749 code for a protein of 200 amino acids. Lineage: Eukaryota; Metazoa; Arthropoda; Insecta; Hymenoptera; Braconidae. The transcript is spliced from 6 exons.